AUGAGCAACGGGAAUCCAGCUCAGUCGCCCGUUCCUCAGGCAGGCCAUGUGUCUAAUUCGCCGUCUCUCACGUCGAACUACUCUACCGUGGAGAACCCCGCUGUCUACGAUCCCGAUGCUCCCAAAUACUUUUUCCAGGAGAAAUAUGCUCCGCUCAAUGUGAAGGGUAACUUUUUGACGCUGUGUGCUUGUCCGAAGAAUGUGGAACUGGGAGAAUGGCUGGCUCAUCAAAUUGUGGAACAGUACCGUUUGCUUCAUGGCAUGCUUCAGGUCAUCCAGGAAGUGAACACGGUUACUGGUCUGCCCAUCUGCAAUGAGAGUACUUGCCCAACUAUGUCCGCUGGCCGCCUGACCUACACGUGGCUUGUAGACUCUCAUGCUGCUAAGAUAUCGGCCCCCAAGUUCAUCAAUCGCGUCGAAAAGUGGAUUGUCAGCAAAAUCCAUGACCCCGUGAUGUUCCCCACAGAAAAUGUCACCGGUAUACCUGAUACCUUUGCGAUCAACGACGCUGCUGGUACCCCCGCUUUGAACCCGGCCGCAAACGCUGCCGGUGAUGACUGGAUUGGCAAGUCCAGCGGCUUUCCCCGUACUUUCUACAAGGACUGCCAAGGAAUCAUGAAGCAGAUGUUCCGCUGCUAUGCCCAUCUAUACCAUGCGCACUGGCUGAACCCUUUCUGGCAUAUCAACAAGCAUGAUAUUCUCAACAUGUGCUUUGUCCACUUUGUUACCGUUGCGAAAUACUACAAGCUGGUUUCUGACAAGGAAAUGGAGCCCAUGCAGCCAUUGAUCGACCUCUUCAUCAAACAGCAGCGGAUCCCUCCAGAGGCUCUUGCCGGCGGCCACUGGGGUCAGCAGAGCUCUAGCUGA
This is a messenger RNA of Aspergillus ochraceoroseus IBT 24754, 867 nucleotides long. Its product is annotated as Mob1/phocein family protein. Gene Ontology annotation, cellular component: cytoplasm; nucleus. Gene Ontology annotation, molecular function: protein kinase activator activity. The transcript has 3 exons. Gene Ontology annotation, biological process: positive regulation of protein phosphorylation; signal transduction; cell division. Bases 1 to 867 code for a protein of 288 amino acids. NCBI's taxonomy places the organism in Eukaryota, Fungi, Ascomycota, Eurotiomycetes, Eurotiales, Aspergillaceae. The record is from RefSeq and is a predicted model, not a curated record.